This is a messenger RNA of Parastagonospora nodorum SN15, 1929 nucleotides long. RefSeq lists its product as hypothetical. Gene Ontology annotation, cellular component: endoplasmic reticulum membrane. The record is from RefSeq and is a predicted model, not a curated record. Gene Ontology annotation, molecular function: ergosterol O-acyltransferase activity. The coding region runs from base 1 to 1929 and encodes 642 amino acids. Gene Ontology annotation, biological process: ergosterol metabolic process. NCBI's taxonomy places the organism in Eukaryota, Fungi, Ascomycota, Dothideomycetes, Pleosporales, Phaeosphaeriaceae. The transcript is spliced from 2 exons.
AUGUCGCCAGCCUUUCAAGGACUUUCGAGCAGACCAUCGCUCGACAGCCGGGACACGUGGACGCCAGAUCAGGUGUCAGAAGCGUCAGACAUUGAUGACAGAAGUCGCUUAAAACCAAUAUCAAGGGACAGCGCCACAGAUGUCCGCAGCAACAGUACAACGGCGAUACCUUCGGAUGAAAGCAGCACAGGAGAGUUGGACGAUGAAAAUGGAAUAUCGGAUGAGAAUGGGAAGAGGCGGAAGAGCAUUCAAGUCGUAGUUGAGGAUACAGGGAAAAAAAGCAAGUACACUGUCACGACGGAUGACCCAGACUUUCGCGAAGUGCUACGAUCAGGCAUGCGACGAGAAGCAGAAAGGCGCAGCGAGGGCAAGUCUAAGAGCAAACCUCGAGAGCUCGUCUUUACGCGCCAAUUUACAACGUUCGAUCGUCAAAAUCCAAUGUCACAAUCACCAUUCCACGGCUUCUUCACGUUGUUCUGGAUAUCCAUGGCUUUAUUGCUUGCACGCAUUGCCGCAGGCAACUACAGAACAACAGGCUCAGUUUUCGGUAAUGCUGAAAUCUUACACUUGAUGGUAGAUCGGGAUCUGUUUGUAAUGCUCACUACGGACGCAUCGAUGUGUGCUGCAACGAGCUUUGGUUUCUUCCUCCACAAGGCUAUCGCGAACGACUUUUUGACAUGGAACGGGUCCGGCUGGAUCAUACAGUCCUUGUGGCAAACCUUUUAUACUGUCACCGUCAUCUGGGUCACAUUUUGGCGAGACUGGCCAUGGACGCACACAGUGUUCAUCGUGCUGCAUGUGUUUGUCUUGCUGAUGAAGCAGCAUGCAUACACGUUCUACAACGGCUAUCUAUCUCGCGUAUAUCGGCGCCGCAAUCUCUUACAACAAAAGCUCAACCAACUAGAGGACGUGGGCGUGCAACAUGACUCUUCAUCAAAACCGCCAGGUGCAGGAACUUCAAUCAGCACGGGUCUCGAAAACCCUGGCUCUCGCGAACUAACGAACCGCCGCAACCUAGGCCCGAAGUACUCCACCAAUCUGUCAACAGAGGUUUCAGAUAUCGCGUCCGUUGGUAAAGCGAUUGAGGCUGGCCAGUCCUUGGACGAAGAGCAGGUCAAAACCUUUCGAGAAAUUCUGAACACCGAGAUUACCAUACUGGACGAGGAAUUGCGUGGCAAAUGCACCAGUACCGACAACAUGUACCCCAACAACCUCACUUUGUACAACUUUGUCGAGUGGACCUGUCUUCCGACUCUAGUCUACGAUCUCGAAUACCCACGUCAAGAGCGCGUCAACUGGUGGUAUGUCGCCGAGAAAUCAGCCGCCACCCUCGGGGUCAUUUGGGUCAUGAUCAUUAUUUCACAGGCGUACAUAUACCCCGUAGUCGUAGAGGCAGUCCGCCUCAGGGACGCUGGUAUGACACUAGAAGAGCGCUGGAAAGAGUUCCCUUGGGUCGUGAGCGACAUGCUUUUCCCAUUGCUCCUGGAGCAGCUCUUGUCCUGGUACGUUAUCUGGGAAUGUCUUCUCAACGUUCUCGCAGAGGUCACGCGCUUCGCCGACCGCGGCUUCUACGGAGAUUGGUGGAACAGUGUCAGCUUUGAUCAAUACGCUCGGAAUUGGAAUCGCGUUGUACACAACUUCCUGCUGCGACACGUCUACCAUUCGUCGAUCUCAUUCUUCCACUUGUCAAAGAUGCAAGCGACUUUCUUCACGUUUUUGUUGAGCGCGAUUGUUCAUGAGGUUUUGAUGUUCUGCUUGUUCAAGAAGGUUCGGGGAUACCUAUUUACAUUCCAGCUCACGCAGCUACCGCUUGCGGCGUUCAUGAAAACGAAGAUGAUGCGAGGGCAAGACACGUUGGGCAACAUCAUCUUCUGGUUUGGAUUGUUUAUCGGGCCCAGUCUUAUCACCAGCCUUUAUAUACUGCAGUGA